CCCCCAAAUCUCCAAGCCAUCCGAAUUCCCGAUCGCCGGCGAGAAACCUCCGCCGCCGCCGCCUCGCUGCCGCCGCCACUACAUCUACAUGGCGGAGGACCUCGCUGGCGCGGGAGCCGCGGCCGCCCCGGACCCCGACGGACCCGACGGCGUCCGCAUGACCUGGAACAAUUGGCCCCGCUCCAAGUUGGAGGCGAGCAAGUGCGUCGUCCCUGUAGCCGCUUCCAUCGCCCCGAUCCGCGCCUCCCCGUCUCUCCUCGUCCUCCCCUACAACCCCCUCCGUUGCAAGCCGCCGUGUUCCGCGGUUCUCAACCCCUUCGCUCGUGUCGACUUCGCCGCCAAGAUUUGGAUCUGCCCCUUCUGCUUCUCCCGCAACCACUUCCCCCCUCACUACGCCGCCAUCAGCGAGGCCGUUGUCCCCGGCGAGCUGUACCCCCAGUGCACCACCGUCGAGUACGCCCCACCGCCCCUCGACCACUAUUCCGCCCCCUCCUCACCCCAGCCGCCACCCCCCGUGUUCCUCUUUGUCAUUGACACCUGCCUCAUCGAGGAGGAGCUGGGAUUCGUGAAGUCGGCCAUGCGCCGGGCCAUUGGUCUGCUUCCUGAUCACGCCCUCGUUGGGCUUGUCACCUUCGGUACCCAGGUCCACCUCUACGAACUAGGGUUCGCAGAUGUGUCCAAGAUCUUCGUGUUCAGAGGGACCAAGGAAAUAUCCAAAGACCAGAUAUUGGAUCAUCUUGGGCUCUCUGCAUCCAGCGUCCGCCAUGGUGCCGCUGUUGGAGCGCCGGGAUAUCCCAAGGUGCCGCAAGCCAAUGGGUUUCAUCCAUCUGGAUCGGUCAAUAGGUUCCUGCUCCCGGCAGCAGAUUGUGAGUACGCUCUCAGUUCGUUGUUGGAUGAGCUGCAGACAGAUCAGUGGCCAGUUGAAGCAGGGAAUCGUGCUUUACGUUGCACAGGGGUUGCCCUAAAUGUUGCUUCUGGCUUGCUGGGAGCUUGUAUGCCUGGUACUGGGGCUCGCAUCAUAGCUUUGGUUGGUGGGCCAUGUACUCAGGGCCCUGGCAUGAUUGUCUCAAAAGAUUUCUCAGAGUCAGUGCGCUCUCAUAAAGAUCUUGAUAAAGAUGCAGGCACGCAUUUUCACAAAGCUGUUAAAUUUUAUGAUAAUUUGGCCAAGCAGCUAGUUAACCAGGGCCAUGUGUUGGACCUAUUUGCUUCUGCAGUUGAUCAGGUUGGGCUUGCAGAGAUGAAAGUAGCAGUGGAGAGAACGGGCGGACUUGUAGUUCUUGCUGAAAGUUUUGGACACCCAGUUUUCAAAGACUCCUUCAAACGAAUUUUUGAAGAUGGCGAGCAGUCUCUUGGUCUUUCUUUUAAUGGCACACUUGAGAUCAACUGUUCAAAGGACAUCAAGAUUCAGGGAGUUAUUGGACCAUGUACAUCUUUAGAGAAGAAGGGAGCUCUUUGUGCCGAUACUAUUGUAGGCCAAGGAAAUACAACUUCAUGGAAAAUGUGUGGUCUUGAUAGGACUACUUGUUUGACGGUAUUCUUUGAAAUUUCACCAAGUGAACGGCCAAACCAAUCUGGAAUUCCAAAUCCACAAUUAUAUAUACAGUUUUUGACCAAUUAUCAGGGCCCUGAAGGUCAAAUGAGGUUACGGGUUACGACUGUCACUAGAAGAUGGGUGGAUGGUUCUUGCACAGAGGAAUUGGUUGAAGGAUUUGAUCAGGAAACUGCAGCUGUUGUUUUUGCAAGAUAUGUGUCCUUGAAAAUGGAGAUGGAGCAAGAAUUUGAUGCAACACGAUGGUUGGAUAGAUCCCUUAUCCGCUUUUGUUCAAGAUUUGGUGAUUAUCGAAAAGAUGACCCUGCUUCGUUUACGCUGAAUCCAAAUUUCUCAAUCCUCCCACAGUUCAUGUUCAAUCUGAGGCGCUCACAAUUUGUACAGGUUAUUAACAAUAGCCCUGAUGAAACUGCUUAUUUCCGCAUGUUGUUGAAUCGUGAAAGCAUCAGCAAUUCUGUUGUCAUGAUACAGCCUUCACUUCUUUCAUAUUCUUUUAAUUCACCUCCUUCUCCUGCAUUAUUGGAUGUCGCUUCUAUAUCUGCCGAUCGUAUAUUGUUGCUAGAUGCAUACUUCAGUGUUGUUAUCUUUCAUGGGAUGACCAUUGCUCAAUGGCGCAACAUGGGUUACCAGAAUCAGCCUGAGCAUCAGGUCUUUGCUCAGCUGUUACAAGCUCCCCAAGAUGAUGCCCAGAUUAUCAUCAAAAAUCGUUUCCCUGUCCCCAGAUUAGUUAUUUGUGAUCACCAUGGCUCACAGGCAAGAUUUCUGUUAGCGAAGUUGAAUCCAUCAGCUACAUAUAACUCUGCCCAUGAGGUUGCACCAGGGUCUGAUGUCAUCUUCACUAAUGAUGUUAGCCUUCAAAUAUUCUGUGAGCAUCUUCAGAGGCUGGCUGUUCAGUCAUGAGGACUUUGUAUUUGACUUGUUUUGAGUGUGGUUUGAUGUGCAUUAUCUGGCUCUUUGGCAAGAACAAGCAAAUCCAUUGCUCUUUGGUGAUUUAAGUUUAUUAAGAAAUGGUGACGCACAACUUAGGUGGAUUUCUAGUCUCCCUGUAUGAGGAAUUUGGACAUGUGGCAGAUUAGGUUGACAUUUUUGGCUGGAAAUUCAGUCAGGAAAAAAACUUCAUUUCCUGCUUCUUUGGUACUUUCUUUUGUCUUUUUCUUUUCUUUUUUUGGUCAGAGGUUAUGAAGUCCAUAGCUCAUUAAAAAUAGACAAUUUUUGGAUCUAACCUUUAUAUAACUUUUAUUUUAAGGGAACAGUGUUUUGUGGAUGAAGCAUGCAAGACCUGAACACUGUUGUCUUGCCUGUUCUAUUAGCUUUUUUCAUACCAGUGCAAACGUGAUUUUUUUAUUU
Molecule: messenger RNA, 2896 nt
Organism: Musa acuminata subsp. malaccensis (wild Malaysian banana)
Lineage: Eukaryota; Viridiplantae; Streptophyta; Magnoliopsida; Zingiberales; Musaceae
Product: protein transport protein SEC23 E
Biological process (GO): COPII-coated vesicle cargo loading; COPII-coated vesicle budding; intracellular protein transport
Cellular component (GO): endoplasmic reticulum exit site; COPII vesicle coat
Molecular function (GO): GTPase activator activity; zinc ion binding
Source: RefSeq, a predicted model, not a curated record